UAUUGUUUUGAAAGAAAAGGAACAGAGAGGUGUCAGUAAUUAGUACAUGUAGGACACAACAACAGAUUGAGACGAAGUCGGCCUGUAGUUGAAAUGCUUCAGGCUUCUCAUAUGAAAAAUUACUAUAUAUAUAAGACAAGUAUUCCACCAGCAGUAAUGAUAUCGCCUAUCGAACGACUCUUUCUGAAUUUGCCAUCUGUGGUUAUCAUAUGAGAAAGAGUAAACGUAGUGACAUCACAUGGAAAUAGCCAUGGUCUUCAUUAUAUUUAAUGGUCUACACGCGUUCAGGCACUCCACACCCAUAUGCGCAGACCCAAAGAUACCAUCAUCCGAUGGUCACUUUAUGAGUGGUAAUAACGCACAAACGUGCUUUGAGCGAGAGUUCGGCGGUACUGCAAGAUGAAUUUAAACCAUUGUGGACUAGUCCGGAUGUUGGUAUGUCGGCAGAAUCACAGUGCAACGAGAUUGAGCGGAUUCUCGCUGAGGACACUGCAUCAUCUCAUUUUGGAACGUCUUUUCUUGAUUCGCCAUCACCGUGCGGUCAGUGGACCAGAGACGAGGAAGAUGCUCUCGCGCGUUUGCUGCGAGAAAACGGUAAACAGUGGAACAAUAUUGCAAAACGGCUGAAUCGGACCGCGAUUGAGGUUAAAGCGCACGCCAGAAAAUUGUUACUCACGGAGUCAUUCACGUCUCCGAAGCCUGAUAAAGAGCGGCCGAAUGAACAGAAAAAUCGAUUAAAAUUGACGUCAGCAAAGCGUCCACCGCCUGCUAAGUCAGUGCAAGGACAUGGUGCUAUUACAAGGAGCGGUUUUGUGCGGCUGGAUUCCAGGGGGCGAAGAUUACGUCGUGGAAAUGCUGUGACAGCUCUAUCUUUCGACGACGAGGAGCCAUCUUCGAGCAAACGACCUAUGAAGAAAGCUCUUGUUGAUGCUGGUGAACUUGUGACUAUAACGAAGGACUCUGAAGCGUCGGAUGAAGAAAUUCGGGUUUGUGACGAUGUAAGCGAGGCCUUUGGAAACUCUGGCCAAUCAGAAACGUCAACUAGUUCGAGUGCCAGUUGCUCAAACAAACCAGUGGAACGUCUAAUUGCCGUGAACGUCGAGUCAUUCAAGAAGAAAUCGACUUUGUCCGACCCUAUUCAAGCUGUAGCGUGCUCUAGCACGCAGGAUAAUCACUCGUCUAAUUCUGCCCCAAUUAGUGAGCUUCGACUGGACCCCUACCGAGUUCUGCCUUUCGAGGAGGAAGCGAACGCAGAGUACUUUAGAGGCAAAAGUGGCCAAAAAACACCAGAGCGCUAUUUGCGAAUACGGAAUCACAUCAUUGGACUCUGGCUUAAACAACAACCUAGGUACCUUAACAAGACUUCCUCGCGGAUGGGAUUGAAGAACUGUGGGGAUGUCAAUUGUAUUGGCCUUAUUCAUGACUACCUCGAAAGGAUCGGAGCUAUCAAUUUCGGCUGCCCUCAAACAAACGCCAAAAAGGACCGUACCGCACCCGAUUCAACUUCACUAAAAAAAGUCUCCCGACCGCGAAGAAAGAUUAAUACUCACCAGUCUUUUGUAAGUCAAACUGAUAUCGAACGCGGGGGCUGUACCAUGGAACACGACAGCGUCACCGGUAAAGUGAUUGCCACAACCCUAGUUAAGCCGUAUGAAAAUGCCGUUAACGAAAAGCCUGCAUCUGUGCGGCACUCUCAAGCAACGAACCCCUUCAAGCUAAUUCACUGCCUUAAAUAUGAUGCGGAUUGCCAACCACUCAACGUCGAAUUAUGCGCGUCUGCGCUGCUCGUAGCGGAAAGCCACUCACACCAAAGCUUGUCCGAAGUAAUUGGUCUGCUCGGGGGAAUCGCUGAGGAGAAUCUCGUUCGAGUUAUGGCCGCUGUUCCAACUCGGACCACCAGAGCGAAUGGAACGGAAUGCGAAAUGGAUCCCGUGAGUCAAUACGAGGCUGCAGAGACAUUCCGCGGGUGGGGAUUGGACGUCGUUGGCUGGUAUCAUUCGCAUCCGACAUUCGCUCCGCAACCUUCAAUGAGGGAUUUGACGUUACAAGUCGACUUGCAGAAUAUGUUUAAUGGAAAUGCCGGACAGCCUUUUGUUGCACUCAUUUUUAGCCCGUAUUACCAGGCUGGCAAGAUGGUGAAUCGCCUACACACUAAAAUGACCUGUUUCGUCGUUGAAAAACACCGUCAGACUGCGGAAUAUUGUCCGUUCUCACUGAAACCGAAAGUAAUCCGUGGAGAUGAUGGCGGGCUAGGACCCUCGCUUGAAGCUGUGUUUGAAAUGAUUCGUGAUUUAAGGGGCAACGCUCAAGGAGAAUUAGUUCCUUUUCAAGAGAGCUUUAACAGUGAAUGGACAAAUCUUGACAAGAUGAUGGCCACCCUUCAGCUGUGUCUUCUCAAAGCUAAAUAUAGUGAAAGCGAGACAACUGCUAUACUCAGCAGAAUCCAUGCGAUGUUUGCAGCUGCCUGAAAUUGUCUGUUGACAUCCUCAAUCCACUAGCUCGAUGCGCUUUUGUGUCGAAGAGAUAAAAGCAACAAAGUUGUCAUUGUAAAAUAUGGUAUUUCGACCCAGCCACCAAGGCUAAUGAUGUAAAAAAUUUUUACCCGAAUGACAGGAAGAACAAAAAGCAUAUUGGUGAAUACUAAUGAACCUUUGCGAUAUACAAAGAUUCAUUUAUACACCUAUAUAUACGAACAUCAUAUUUUUAUCUAUAUUUAUACAACAUCUCUCGCUGUGCAUAACAUACGCGGAAGUAGUAUUCUUCAGGGGCAAACGCAUUGUUGUUAUACGUGGUGAUUAAUGAUAUCGUUAGGUUUUUAUUGAAUAAAAAAAUUCGUGAGUAUUUUGUUAGUUUAAAAAUGUCUGAAAUGUUAUAUCCAGUAAAUAUUUUGUUUAUGCAAAUCACUAUCUUAUUAAACGACGCUGUUUAUAAAUUUUUUAAAGAUCUAAGGCAAUUUUCUUUGGAAAUGUCAAUAAUACGUAUAGUUAUUUUGCCUAGCGGGAUCCCUUAAUUUCUCUCAGAAACCUCUUAGGAUAGGAAUAAGCCUAAACUUUGCAUCAUGUUCCGGAGUUCUCGGGCCCCUUGCAAAAGGUCCUUUGCCAAACCUUAAACUGCCUUGGUACGGUUUAAGGUUUGAAUAAAUCACUCUACUGGAAAUGGGCUGUUUUACGCAUGUGUUGUCUGGCUGGACGCUAAUAUAGUUUAACAUUUCAGGUCUAGUAGCGAUUAAUAAAGUAUGUAUAAUGACUUGAUUAACUCUCCUAUCAAAGCCGGUAAGUUAUAAUGAACUAAUUAUACAUAAAGUAAUGAAAUCUCAGAUAAAACGAGAAGCCAUGUUUUCUCAUAAAACAUCUUGUUUUCUAAUCUUUAUAUUAAAAAACGAAAUUGUAAUAUGAUUGUAUACAAAUAAUAUACAACAAUGUAAAAACCUAUUUUCAAUCAUUCAAUAUGACUGAAAAAAGAUCACUUAGUAGCUCUGAUCUUUUUUCUGUCUUACCCAGGGUGUAAUACCUGUGAGAGUUUGAACACAAUUGAUAAAAAAGAAUCGCUAUUAGUGAGCAAUUAUUUAUCUAAAGAUAAAAUAUUGAAUUGAAUAUUACAUCUAGAAAUAGCACAGACGUCACGUUUACAAAUAGACAUCUGCAAUGCGCACACAAGUAAGC
Varroa destructor (honeybee mite) is the source of this 3662-nucleotide messenger RNA. Its product is annotated as histone H2A deubiquitinase MYSM1-like. The record is from RefSeq and is a predicted model, not a curated record. Lineage: Eukaryota; Metazoa; Arthropoda; Arachnida; Mesostigmata; Varroidae. Gene Ontology annotation, molecular function: protein binding; metallopeptidase activity.